GAAGGGGUAUUGUUACAGUUAAAAAGUGAUACGUAAUCUAUUUAAAUCCCAAUUCCUUUGGAUUUUAAUUUUUCUGACGAAAAAAUUCAAUUCAAUUAACAAACAUUCGACCUCUCGGUAAAGAUUCUAAGCUCUCCCGCACCCCAAAUUAAUCCGCCAAUCUCCACCCACCGCCACUGUCACAGUCGCCGUCACCAGAAGUUAUUAGAUUAGUAAUGGAGCGAGAAGAAGGAAUAAGAGAUGAUGGAUUGGGUACGGGUGAUUCUGACAGCAAACAGAAAGAGGUCGGUGAAUCGGUUUCUGGGUUAAAUGAGAACGGAAAUGAACACAUGGGGUGCAGUCAAGAAAAUCAAGCGGAAGACAGUAAUGCUGAAGAAGAAUAUGACGACGAUGAAGAAGAAGAAGAGGAAGACGCAGAAGCAGAAGAACCUUAUACCCUAACAUUUGAAGGAGAGAUAAAUCCAUUGGAUUUCACUGAGGUUGAUGCUAAUGGUGUUCAACCUUAUCAACAUUUGGAACGUAUGGAGUAUGAAGCUUUGGCUGCUAAAAAGCGUUUAGCAGACCUCGAGUACGAGCGUCAAGGAAUGCCACCACAAAAGAAGUCGAGAAAAGAGGAUUUUUAUGAAGCAACCUUUCAGGAAUUAGUAGAUGAAAUGACCAAUGCAAAGAAAAGAAAGUCAAAGAAGAUUGGGAAAAGAGGUAGGAAGAAGGGAUCUAAGAGGAAAGUUAGUCCGGAGAUAACACGCAAAUUAGGUGAUGCUACACUCUUUUAUGCACAUGGACAAUAUGAAAAGGCCAUACCUCUGUUGAAAGAUAUCAUUCUGAGGUCACCAAACCUGCCUGAACCUUAUCAUACACUUGGUCUUAUAUAUAAGUUGCAAGGGGAUAAAAAGAGAGCCUUGGGGUUUUAUAUGCUUGCUGUACAUUUAACGCCAAAGGAUGCAUCUCUCUGGAAGUUACUUGUUACUUGGUCUAUGGAAGAAGGAAAUCGUGGACAAGCUCGUUAUUGUCUUGACCGAGCAAUAAAAGCAGAUCCUGAAGAUAUUGGCCUUAGAUAUCACCGUGCCACACUUUUUGUUGAGCUUGGAGAACAUCAAAGGGCAGCUGAAUCAUAUCACCAAAUCUGGCAACUCCGUCCUCAGAAUCUUGAAGCACUCAAGACAGCUGCAACACUGUACCAAAAAUGUGGUCGGAAUGAACGUAGUGUCAACAUUCUUGAAGACUAUUUGAAAAAGAAUCCAAAAGAUGUUGAUCUUAGUGUGAUUCUUUUAUUGGCUUCAGUGCUUAUGUCGGGAAAUGCUUAUGCAAAAGCUCUUCACCAUAUUGAGUAUGCACAACAAACUUAUUCCGCUGAUAAAGAGUUACCAGCUGAGUUUUUGAUAAAAGCAGGAAUAUGCCAUGUUCAUCUUGGAAACAUGGAAAAAGCCGAGGCUUUCUUCCGCGUGUUCAGACACGGGAAUGCAAAUGAUUGCACUCACUUGGUUAUUGAAGUUGCAAACACGUUAAUGAGUGCUAAGCAUCAUGAAUCUGCGUUGAAGUACUACCUGAUGUUAGAAGGAAGGGACAGUUGCAACAAAGGCCUACUAUAUUUGAAUAUCGGGCGAUGUUAUUCUUUCGUAGAUGCAAGAACACAAGCAAUUGCCUACUUCUAUAAAGCUUUGAAUGACCAUGAGCACGAUAUUGAUGUGAGGUUGGAACUGGUGUCACUUCUCUUAGUAGAAAAUAAAGAAGAUGAAGCCAUUUGUGUACUUUCUCCUCCCGAUUCAGAAUCAAUAGUUAACCAAACAUCUGAUAAGGGGAAACCGUGGUGGACUGAUGGAAAAAUAAAGUUAAAGCUAUCUUACAUUUAUAAAUCCAAAGGUUUGACCGAGGCCUUUGUAGAGGCAAUAUAUUCAUUGGUUCGUGAAACGUUGCUUCUUGAAACUUUCCAGCCGAAGGGUAGAAAAAAGAAAAGGCUAACAAAAAGCGAGCUUCUAAAAAGAGUUCAAGUACUAGAUGAAUAUCAAGAUCACAACGUAUUUCAAGGAUACCGUCCUGUUGCUUCGUCUUAUGAUCUAUCAAAAGCUGCACGAGCAAAGAAGUUGCUCCAGAAACACGAAACAAAAAGAGAGGAAAAACGGGCUAGAGCGCUAGCUGCUGGAGAUGUGUUGCAGAGUGACGAUUCAGAUGGCGAAUCUCCUGCAUAUAGAGAACCUCCCCUGCCAAAUCUCUUAAAGGAUGAGGAGCAUCUUACGCUCAUUGUAGAUUUGUGCAGAGACUUGGUAUCUAUGCAAAGAUAUUGGGACGCUCUGGAAAUCAUCAACCCGAGUCUGAAAUUAGCACAAAACACUCUAACAAUAGAGAAGCAAGAGGAGCUUCGAUCACUUGGAGCACAGAUAGCAUAUAAUAUUGAUGGUCCUGCGAAUGGACGGGAAUGUGCGCGACACAUUGUUAGCCAAAAUCCUUACAGCUUUGCAGCAUGGAAUUGCUACUAUAAAAUCAUAUCAAGAUGCAGGCUGGAUAAUUUUAGCAAAUUCUUGCGUGAGAUGAUUGUAAAGCAUGAAGAUUGUGUACCACCAAUUUUAAUUAAGGGACAUCAGUUUACCAUGAAGAGCCAGCAUCAAGCCGCUGCAAGAUAUUACUUGAAAGCAUAUAAAUUGAUGCCUGAGAAUGCGUUGAUCAAUCUUUGUGCUGGAACGGCCCUAAUCAACCUAGCCCUUGGAUUAAGACUUCAUAACAGGCAUCAGUGUGUUUUGCAAGGUUUAGCUUUUCUCUACAACAAUCUUCGCCUUUCAGGGAACAGCCAGGAAGCUUUAUACAACCUAGCACGAGCUUAUCAGCAUGUUGGUCUAAUAUCGAUUGCGGCUACGUACUAUGAAAAGGUGCUUGCGGUUCAUCAAAAAGAUCACCCUAUCCCAAAGCUACCGAAUGAUGGUCCAGAAAUCACAAAUGAUCUCAAGCCUGGUUAUUGUGAUCUUAGAAGAGAGGCGGCUUACAAUUUGCACCUAAUUUAUAAAGAAAGCAAAUCUAUGGAUCUUGCCAGGCAGGUGCUUAAAGACCAUUGUAGUGUUUAAGUAAUGACCCGUAUGUAAUCUUGUGUAGUUAAAAUCAGUAAUGUAAAAUCUGAAUGCAUAGUUAGCGUCAAUAUAGGUACAUGAAUUUUAUCGCUUUUUAACAUCUACUUGUAUCCAACUGGUCUUGGCCUUAUUAAGAAUGAUGGGGAAAAAUGAUGGUAGCUUGGAAUA
Molecule: messenger RNA, 3224 nt
Organism: Erigeron canadensis
Lineage: Eukaryota; Viridiplantae; Streptophyta; Magnoliopsida; Asterales; Asteraceae
Product: general transcription factor 3C polypeptide 3
Exons: 19
Coding region: 216-3053 (945 amino acids)
Biological process (GO): transcription by RNA polymerase III
Cellular component (GO): transcription factor TFIIIC complex
Molecular function (GO): protein binding
Source: RefSeq, a predicted model, not a curated record